AGAUCUGCUCCAUAUCAGGACUUCCUGAGGAGCUCCUCCUCAGCCGGAGCAAAGAGCAGAACACGCCGGCUAGCAGUGAAGGACGCCUCCGCCGAUCAGCACCGGUUCCCCUGCAGCUCAUGGACGGCUUUGAUAACCUCAGCGCUUCGGAGAAGGCGGAAGCCUCGGAGCUCCAGAAGAUGAUCGCGAUAGAGCAGCAGAAGGCCCAGUUCCAGGCUCAGGUGCAUAACUUCACCGACGUUUGCUGGGAUAAGUGCGUGGACAGCCCGGGCUCCAAGCUGGACUACCGGACAGAGACAUGUCUGCAGAACUGUGUGGAGAGGUUCAUCGACACCACCCUGAGCAUCACCAACCGCUUCACACAGAUGGUGCAGAAGGGCACCCACUGACCGUGGACCAGAGGAGGCAGUGGGAGCCUCCGGCUGCUGCAGGAGGCCUGGGAUGAAGCCUCCUGUUUCUGGGAUGAAGAACCACCGUCUGUGUUCUGAUGGGAGAUUUCUGCAGCCUGAAAAAGGCUCUGAAACCAGAGCUACUAAAACAUAUUAAAGUCUUUAAAUAUUGUGUAUUUUUUUCCUUUCCAAGGUGAGAGAGGGAGAUAUAAAGUAAAUAUCAGGAAAACGUAGCAGUUUAUUUGACAGUUGACUCUGACUGCAGCAGCAGAAACGGACACCUUUCAGUCAUCCAGGAAACCCUAAACAUCGAAUUAUUUCCUUCUAUAUUUAUAUACAAAUGUAGACAGAAAUAAUUGCUAAUUUUUAAAUAAAUGUAUUGUAAAUCAAAAUUCAAUCAUUUAAUGGUUUUAAUAUUCAAAUCUUGUGUUGGAUAAAUAAAAUUUGCAUCUGCUUA
This is a messenger RNA of Cyprinodon variegatus (sheepshead minnow), 846 nucleotides long. It is a transcript of the gene timm8b, whose product is annotated as translocase of inner mitochondrial membrane 8 homolog B (yeast). The coding region runs from base 120 to 389 and encodes 89 amino acids. The record is from RefSeq and is a predicted model, not a curated record. Lineage: Eukaryota; Metazoa; Chordata; Actinopteri; Cyprinodontiformes; Cyprinodontidae. The transcript is spliced from 2 exons.